AUGGAUAUUUCGCCUCCGCUCACCAGCAACCUGCCUGAUAUAGUGUCCAAGGAUAACUUGAAUGGGAAAAAGCGGAUUCUGGAUCUCAAUGCCUGGUUGGAUGGUUUGAAACCAGAAAUAAAAGUUUGGGAGGAUGAAGGAGAGGAUGACGAUGAUAGCACACAGAGAGACGAAGAUUCAAACUACGAUUCGGAUUCAGGAGAAUCUUCAGUCACCGUCACCAGCGUCGUGAGCAACAAGAGUUUCUCAGUCAGUCUUGCAGAUCUGUGUAACUUCGCUGGUGAAGUGUAUGACUCGGAGAACGACAGCGAUGAGUGGCAGUCGACGGGCCGGCGCUCUGUCUCUUUGAGCUCGGACAUCUCUGGCUUUUCUUAUGUGUCUGUGCUGCCCACCGAGGAGCUGGACAAACUCAUACAAGACGUCAAGAGCAUUGGAGACAACAACCUGCAGGACUAUGAGGAUGUGCGCGUGGUUGUUCUGCACAAAGACAUCGGUGUGGGACUGGGCUUCAGUUUGGCUGGAGGAGUGGAUCAGAACAAACCAGUUACUGUCCACAAAGUCUUUCACUCCGGUGUGGCGGCUCAGGAAGCCUCCAUAAAGGAAGGGGACCAGGUUUUGUCUAUAAAUGGGAGUGCGCUGAGCGGCUGUACCCACUGGGAGGCGCUGCGGGUGCUGCGGCGGGCUAAGGGCCGAGAGAUGGGGGUGGUGGUGCUGAAGAAGCCCGAUGUGAGAGUCCUGUCCAAAGAAAAGGCCUCAGCCCCAGAUUUGACCCCACCGCAGAUCAGUGAGACCGGUCAGCGCGUCACUGUGAGUUUGGAGAAGAGCAACAGAGACCUGGGUUUCAGCCUGGAGGGCGGCGUCGGCUCCAGUCUCGGCAACAAACCACUGUCUGUUCAGAAGAUCUUCCAAGGUGGUCCAUUUGAGAAGGUGCUCCCGGGUGAUGAAGUUCUGGAGGUGAACGGUGUGAGUGUGGUGGGCAUGCGGCGUCUGGAGGCCUGGACUCUGAUCCGCAAACUGCCCCCUGGUCCAGUCAGUGUGGUGCUGCGGCGAAACCCUCACAUGACAUAA
Messenger RNA from Knipowitschia caucasica, 1068 nucleotides. Lineage: Eukaryota; Metazoa; Chordata; Actinopteri; Gobiiformes; Gobiidae. The record is from the annotation of a GenBank genome assembly.